Messenger RNA from Saccostrea echinata, 1253 nucleotides. Its product is annotated as gastrula zinc finger protein XlCGF29.1-like. Lineage: Eukaryota; Metazoa; Mollusca; Bivalvia; Ostreida; Ostreidae. The coding region runs from base 47 to 565 and encodes 172 amino acids. The transcript is spliced from 5 exons. The record is from RefSeq and is a predicted model, not a curated record.
UAAAUGCGAUGAGAGAUUCCUUCACGAAGAGAAUUUUCAGACUCAUAUGAGAAUGCACUUUCAGAAGGGGCUGACCUACUGCCUCAAGUGUGGGAAAGGCUUCUAUCGCAAAGCCCAGCUAGACAGACAUAUGGAGUCUCACGCAGGGAAGUUCCCUUGUAAGCAGUGUGGUAGAGAAUUCUCCAGUCAGGCAGGAAGGACAAUUCAUCUCAACAGUCACAAGGAGAAACAAACCAAUUCUACAGAAAAGUUUCCUUGUGAGGAGUGUGGCAAAGAAUUCUCUACAUCAAUAGGAAGGACUGUUCAUCUCAACAUUCACAACAAACACAAACAGACCAUUAAUUGUCCAAUAUGUGACAGAGUUUUUAAGAAAAAUUUAUCUAUUUAUGAGGACCACUUAAGGGAACAUGAGCUAGCCACCCUGUUCAUCUGUCCUGUCUGUGGCCAUGGUUUUAGUUCUAAAGUAGAGCUAACUUGUCACCAGAAAAAACAUCUGGAGAAGAUGGAGGGGGCCAGUUCACAUGUACUUAGUGCAGUCCGAGGUCUGGUCAAUCAAAGACGAUGAUGGUGUCUCAAAAUCUCCAUGGUGAAAACAAUAUUCUAGCAGAAAACAGUAUAAAAUUGAGAGGAAGAUUUCAACAGGGAGAUUGGUUUGUUGAUCCUGCAGUAAAAAAAAAAAUAGUUUGAAACAGACAGAAAUCUCCAAAUGAAAAUCAGGAUUUUGCCUCAGUUUCAGUGAAAGUUGAAUGACAAUAGCCAAAAAGUUAUUGUACCAGACAAAACAAAGAGAUACCUACUCAGGCUCAUUGAAUCCUAGUCAGUUGUUCUGCUGACCAAAAAAUAAACCUGCUUGAUUGACACUGUGAAAAAAAGUGGAUGCAUGCAUAAUGAAAAUGAAAGUACAUGUAGAUGAGUAAACUGAAAGUACAAAUGGAGAGGAAUGGUUCUGAGAAAAUUGAGAAACUUAGCAGAACUAGUUUGACAAAUAUCUGCCUUGUCAAAGAAAAAAAAUAGGAAACAUAAUAUAUAAAAAUUAUUUUUAAUAUAAUUUAAUGUGUAUAAUUUAAUGUGUAUAAUUUAAUGCAAUGUAACAUUAAAGAGAGUAUCUAGUCAAAAGUAUAUCUGAUGGCUUUUAUAAGUUUUGUUUUAUAUUUAUUACAUUUAUGAUGUAUUUGUGAGUCAGUGAGUGGCAGGAGAGAAGAAAAUAUGACUGUAAAUUUACUAAUAUAUAAUACUUAAAUGUACAUAUAGAA